AUGGUCUUGGUUGUGUAUGGCUUCCCGACUAAGGUGCAGGCUCUGCAGUUCGAGUGGGCUUGGCAGCACCCUGAAAAGUCCUUGGCCUUGCGAGAGGCGGUCGCUACUCUCAAGGGCACUGUCAAGCGCGCGGGCCUCACAGGAGCAAAGGGCAAGCUGCGGCUACUGGAGCUGCUGUUGAGCUCUGAGCAAUGGCGAUACUUCCCACUUUCAGUGCAGUUCCUCUCCUCCGAGUUCGCUCCCCUUCUGUGCGGCCUGCCGCCCCUCCCGCCCCACGUCCCUGUCACUUUCGCCCCUCCAGAGGAUCUGCCGGUGGUAGUAGAGGAUGACUACGAUGAGGGGCCGAUCCGUGACGACGGCGAUGAUGUCAGCGCGCAGCUGGACGCAGCCACGGGAGAGGAGGGCGCUCCCUGUUCUGAAAUUGCUGCUGAGCUCAAAGCAGCAGCGGAGGCUGAGACUGCGGCCCCUGCGGCGAAGGGCACCAGCUGUGUGGUGUGCGAGAAGAAGGUGCUGCAAAGGUGGCUGGCAUGCACCUGCGGAGCUCGCGCUCAUGUGGCGUGCCUGGCACAACAUUAUAUCCAGGCAGACGCGUCGCAACCGUUGAUGCCGCAGGAGGGCAACUGCCCAGCGUGCGGGGCGAGGUCAUCCUGGGUGGAUGCGCUGGCGCGGGGUGGAUCCACUGGGUGGGCGCAGAAUCGCUCCCGCGGCCGCAACCGCGCCCCCCUGAAGGCCGACCCCAAACUUAAGCGUGCUUCUAAGGCAAGCGCUGCCAAGUCAACGGCAGCGACCAGCGCGCUGGAGGGACCGUCGGGUGCGGGAGAUGAGGGCACAGACACGGCAGCCGCCUCUGAAGCUCAAGCAGGGCCGCAGCGCGCAGCAAGAGGGGCCAGCAGUAGCCGGGCCCGCUGCGGCCGCGGCGCACGAGGCCGGGGCCGCGCAAGCCGCGGCAAGACUGGCGCAGCGGUCGGCAAUGCCGACGGCAGCAGCGCCGCGGCGGCAGCCGCUGUCGACGCCAUAGAGACGGCUGCGGUGGCGCCGUGCGGCGCGGACAAGCGGCCGGCGCGCGGCCGCAGGCGAGCCGCCGCAUCCGCGUCACUCCCCGCCGGCCCCACGGUCCAGGCUGCAGCCAGCGCCCCCCUCCCCUCGGGACACUUCCUGGGCAGGGGCAAAGCUUCCGGCUUCUCGUCCCAUGCUCCCACCGGAUCGGCGGCGUCGCCGUCCAUGUUGUCCCCUGGAAGGGCGCCUGGCAGCAACAGAAAUUUCAGCAGCAGCCCAGAAUUUCUAGCCACAGCUGCGGACAGCGCAGAGCCAUGGUGCUACGAUGCCAGCCCGCGUGCAGCAUCUGCAUCUUGCGGCUCCCAAGACUGGCCGCUUGCCUCGGCCAGUCAGCAGCAGUCAGUCAGGGGACGUUUAGAUGAAGACAACGACAUCAUCACUGGCUUUACUGACGUCAGCGGCAGCCCUGAGCAGGCGAUCCCGCUAGAAGAGGAUGCAUGGUGCUAUGUUGCCGGCUCACCCGGGGGUUUUGCGGCGCGCAGAUCAGCAACGCCACGUUCUGCAGGGGUGUCCCCUGCGGGGUGUUCAGCGGCGGGCAGGGAAAGUGCUGCACUCUCAGAGCCGGUCUGCCUCGUCAGCGAUUCUGACAGCGAGGCUCCAGGCCCCAGGGAGGCAGCGGGGCUUGUCAGCUGCGCAGCAACAGCAGGCGCACUUCCACGCCUGGAGAUAGCCGCCAAGGCGCAGAAACGCGCCAGGUCUGGGAGCAAGCCGGGCAUUGGCGCCGGCAGCAAGAAGAGCCCUCGACUCGUCGCCGUUGCGGCCCCCUCCGGCCUUGAUGCAGGUCCCCAUGAAGCCCUGGGAUCUCCCCCGCAGUCCUACCCACCGGGUGGCGCAUCCCCCGGUGCCGUGCCCGGUCACUGCCCGCCAGGCGCGAUUAGUAACGAUGCUACGACGGCCGGUGCCUGUUUUGGCAAUGGCCCGGCAGAAGCCAGUUCUGGCGGGGCCACUCCGGUUUCGGCCUGGAUGGCGAGCAAGCUCAGCCUUCGGGGGUCCAGGGAGGGAGCAGGGUCUGCGAGAGGGUCGGGGGAUAUGGCAGGGGAAACCCUGGACAGCCCGCUGUGCGUUCCCUCCCCCACGCCCCUGCGCCGGCGGCUGGCGUUCCGGGGCGCGCCUGUUCAGGCUGGCAGGGGAGAUAUUGCGAGCGAGGAUGGGGUCAUUGUGAUCGACUGA
Coccomyxa subellipsoidea C-169 is the source of this 2226-nucleotide messenger RNA. RefSeq lists its product as hypothetical. NCBI's taxonomy places the organism in Eukaryota, Viridiplantae, Chlorophyta, Trebouxiophyceae, Coccomyxaceae. Gene Ontology annotation, biological process: double-strand break repair via homologous recombination. The transcript is spliced from 9 exons. The record is from RefSeq and is a predicted model, not a curated record. Gene Ontology annotation, molecular function: crossover junction DNA endonuclease activity; 5'-flap endonuclease activity. Gene Ontology annotation, cellular component: Slx1-Slx4 complex. The coding region runs from base 1 to 2226 and encodes 741 amino acids.